AUGUCAAAUAACCAAAACUCAAUUAAUAAUAAUAUAGAUCAAUCAUAUAAUUCAAUUAAUUAUAAUAAUCAAAGUAAUUUAGAUUCAAAUUCAAAUUCAAAUUUAAAUACAAACACUAAUUCAAGUAUAAAUACUAAUUCGGAUCCAAAUCCAAAUAUAAAUACUCCGAUUCCAAAUCAAACUUUAAAUUUUCAAUCUGCUAAUCAAGAUUUGAGAAAUAUAAAUCAACAACAACAACAACAGCCAACACCAACGGUGAUUCAAACUCCACAAAACACGUUAAAUAUUUCUCCAAAUUCAAAUAUGUAUACUCAAGUUAUACCACCAAAUUAUUAUUCUUCAACUCCUCAAUUUAUGGAGUAUCCACAAUUUCAAUCUUUUAAUUUACAAAAUACUUAUAAUCAACCGCAAACUUUACCACCUCAAUUAAAUCAACAACAUUUACCUCAACAAUUACAUCAGUUACAACAUCCUCAAUACUAUUAUUUACAAGCUCAACCACAACCUCCGCAACAACCACAACCACAACCACAACCACAACCACAACAACAACCAAAUACUUAUGCAACUUCUGUAACUUCUCAUCAAUCUGCUCCAGAAUAUGGUCAACCUUCAUUCCCAAAGACCAACUCUUCAUUAAAUCAAAAUUAUUAUUUACAUCAUCAUCAAAACUCAAGAGCUUCUGUAUCAUCAAAUAAAUCCUCCCAUUCUUCAGGCUCUUCAAAUAAUAAUAAUAGUAAUAUAAGUGAUCAACAAAAUAUGAAUUAUUUAUAUCAACCUGCUUUACCACCGUUAAAUAAUAUACCUAACAACAACAAUAAUAAUCAAUAUCCACCACCAAUACAGCAGCAACCUGUAUCAAAUACAUCACCAUUAAAUUCAAUCUCAGUACCAGUAAACAAUGAUCAACAAUACAAUGAACCUCAACCAGGCUCAUCAUCAACCACAACAGAUCCUUCAAAAAAGAAUAGGAAAAGAAGACAUACAGCUACAGUACAUGAUAUGACACCACAAACAGCAGAAAGAAAUAGAUGUAGAAUCUGUAAUAAACAAUUCAAAAGACCAUCAAGUUUACAAACUCAUUAUUAUUCCCAUACUGGUGAAAAAAUUUUUAAAUGUCCUUGGAUAAAAUGUGGGAAAUUUUUUAGUGUUAAAUCAAAUAUGACAAGACAUUAUAAAUUACAUGAAAGAGAUUUUAAAAAAUUUCAAAAUAAUUCCAUUAGUUCGACUUCAAAUAUUGAAAACCCUCAACAACAACAACAAUUACCAACUUCUGGAACUCAACAAAUGGUUAUUGCAACUCCUGCUGGUAAUCAAUUAGAGAAUGCUAGUGGCCCAACUACAACCACCACAUAUAUAACUCAACAACCUCCAGUAAAUUAUCAAACUUUUCAAGUUCCGGUAGGUGGUGAUGCAAGAAAUGCAACUCAUCAACAAUUUUCAUAUCAAAAUAAGCCUUUGGUACAACAACAACCACAACAAUACCCACAACAAUACACUUAUAAUUCUACAGUUCCAAAUCCAACUACAACUCCAUAUCUUAAUCAGCCCACUUCUACAACAACUACUUCUACAAAUGCUCAACCAAUAACUUCAUCACAAUCAUCUGCAUCUUCUGAACCAAGACAAAUAAAUUAUUCUGAAAAUUACAGAACUUAG
This is a messenger RNA of Lodderomyces jiufengensis, 1659 nucleotides long. RefSeq lists its product as uncharacterized. Gene Ontology annotation, molecular function: DNA-binding transcription factor activity, RNA polymerase II-specific; RNA polymerase II transcription regulatory region sequence-specific DNA binding. The record is from RefSeq and is a predicted model, not a curated record. The transcript has a single exon. The coding region runs from base 1 to 1659 and encodes 552 amino acids. Lineage: Eukaryota; Fungi; Ascomycota; Pichiomycetes; Serinales; Debaryomycetaceae. Gene Ontology annotation, cellular component: nucleus. Gene Ontology annotation, biological process: regulation of transcription by RNA polymerase II.